GGUGGAUUCGUCCUCGGCCAGAGAGGCGGUUUGUUUUGAAGUUUUCUGUUGCUAGCGCGUCAGCUAAACCAAACAAAUCCCGUUCCUUGGUAGAUGUAUUAGGUUUGAAUCUCCCGUCAGGAAAUAUGGAUGAUCCUGCGAAAUUUCUUUUGCGGAGACUGGUGCGGCGGAUUCCGGCUCAGAUGCUGAAAGCCACGCUGGAGAAGUGGGGGCGUCUGAACGCAGAGCAGCGAGAAUCCUUGAACUUUUCUCAGUCCAAAUGGGCCUUAACACAAGAACUAGAAGCCCUUUGUGAGGAAAGCAGACUGACUGUAAAACACAUCGCAGAACUCGAGAUGAUAUAUAUCACUGAGAAUCCAAACCAGAUGAUGUGGCACGCCUUCCAGCUUCUGGACCCUGAGGAUGGCGCUCUCGCUGUGGAGCUUAUGCAGUUCAAGGAGCUCUUCAAAUGCCAUCUCCGGGAGCUUGUAAGAAAUGUGUCAGUCAAAAUUAAGAAGCACACAGACGAAGCCGUUUGGAUCCGAAUGUCCUGGGGAGAGGGCUUUUCUCGACUCAGCCACCUUAAUGCAACCUACGUUGUUCAUUAUCUUCAGACUCCUUAUGUUUUUGUUAGUGGCCUGUCUCCGAAGAAUAAGCCUUUGCUCCUGCAGGUCUUAACUUUGUCUACAAAACAUGAAAGAAUUAAGGAUGCUAACCUUAGUGGACGGAAGCUGACUGCCAUCAGGGACCUGUUGUUGAGGCAAUAUGAACAUGUUUUUCCAACAAAGUAUCCCAGCCCUCUUACAGAGAGGAAUCAAAGCGUCUCAAACCUGCACACUGAAAAAGAGCAAGCUGAGGCAUCAGCAAAAAGGCAUCAAAUGGCAGGACAAGCCUUCGGCAAUGGGGUGUUACCUGCACUACAGUCUGCAGUCUAUAAGCUGGAAACAAAAUUCAAAGACCCCACUAAUCAAACCAUGACAGAACAGGAUGAGCCAUUCAGAUGUGUUGUUAAAUUUUCGAGCACAAACCUCCUGGAGUCACUCAGACACUGUGCAUCCUCAGGAAUUGCCUCGACCCCGGUCGCACCCUUGCUGUCAUCUAUUCCCCUAAAAGGAAGGAAUUAUUUUGUCAUCACAGACAAAUCUCCAAGUGCCAACUCAUGAAUGUGCAAGAUGCAGGACUGAUUUCUAACCUGUCUUGAAUGAAUCAAAACAUCUCCCCUACCCUUGGUUUUUAUUAAGUUCAGUCUAGCAAUGAUUCUCAGAUAGCUUUUUAUCCAUAGAGAAAGUUUAGGGGAAACCUGACCAUUUGCUAUAUUGCUCUCUUCAAAGAUAUUAGUUUGUUUUCUUAUUUCAUGCAGGUUAUAUCAUGGGAAUCUAGAUUUUUAAAUUUAGUCACUGUCAUUUUUACUUUAUGUCUCCAGAUGUGUUAUUAUUCCACCAACAUGCAUUUCAAUUUGGAUUAGUUUAAUAAACCAGUAUGUUGGCAUGUCUAGGGGUCAGACGCACUUUUGGAGAUGAACUCCUCCCAAACAUGGUUACAUCUGCUUUAUUUUGUAAGCAUUUUAAUAUUGUGUGUCUUUGAGGUUACACAAUUUAAGAAUGGAUUGUACAUUUUGUAAUUAAUUUUUCAUUUAAGUGUAUAUUUUAAUAUCCGAGUGAAUUAAGCUGAUCCAUCAGUGUUUUUUUUUUUUCUUUUUCUUUUUUCUUUUUAUGUAAUAAACAUUUUAAAUGUCACUUCAGAUUUGCACAUUGCUGGUCAGGUCAAAUAAAAGGCAAAACAAAACUGA
Molecule: messenger RNA, 1768 nt
Organism: Fundulus heteroclitus (mummichog)
Lineage: Eukaryota; Metazoa; Chordata; Actinopteri; Cyprinodontiformes; Fundulidae
Product: centromere protein N
Exons: 10
Coding region: 126-1142 (338 amino acids)
Biological process (GO): chromosome segregation; CENP-A containing chromatin assembly
Source: RefSeq, a predicted model, not a curated record